Molecule: messenger RNA, 1196 nt
Organism: Strongylocentrotus purpuratus (purple sea urchin)
Lineage: Eukaryota; Metazoa; Echinodermata; Echinoidea; Camarodonta; Strongylocentrotidae
Product: low-density lipoprotein receptor-like
Exons: 5
Coding region: 1-924 (307 amino acids)
Source: RefSeq, a predicted model, not a curated record
AUGUGUUUGAACGGCGGUGAAUGCCUUAAGACAGCUGCUGGUCAUCAAUGCGACUGCUCACCUGGCUACACAGGUGUAGACUGUGCGAUAGCCGGGGAUGAUGAUGCUGUUACGGGUGAAGACAAGAUCUUUUUGACGGAUAUCACUGCUAGAAAGGUUUACGUUGCCGUCUUAGGGAUCUACACGUUCACUGCCCUGAACGAAGAUGAUGAUCCUAUCGAAGCGUGGGACAUCGCGUUCGAUGAGACCAAACAGAAACUCUACUGGACCAACAAAACUGACAACAAGAUUUACCGUGGCAACUGGGAUAUGACAGAAAGAAUACCUGUGUCGCACGGAAAUUACUCAGAUCCAACUUCGAUCUCCAUCGAUGAAUCGAGAGGCCAGAUCUACUGUGCAUAUCUAGGGGACCAGGUGAUUACUCGCAUUGAUCUUGAUGAUCCAGACUCGGAGAUCGAUCUUUUUGGCCAGCUGACCAGACCUAGCGCAGUAGAACUGGAUGAAACUAAUGGAUAUCUGUAUUUCACUCAGACUGGUAGAGUUUACCGCUGGACUGAGUCCAAUUAUGACAAGUUAUACAGCAAUUACCCUGACGUCAAUGAUAUCGACGCAAUCGCAAUAGAAGUACCAGCGAACCGGUUAAGCGUGUGCGACUACGGCAACGCCAAGGUCAUCACAAUGGACUUGAAUGGAAACGAUCCUAAGGAGGUAGCGAUCCUGUCAGACUACAAAAUAUCCGACAUCCUACUCUACAAAGGGGCCUACUACAUGAGUCAUUCAGGCGCCGAGGAUGGGCAGAUGACGUUACUGAAGUAUGCUCUCGAUUCUGAAUCCCUUCUCAACGUUUUCAAUGAUUCCGACCAUCUAUUUGGUCAUGUGAAGAAAAUUCAAGUUGCCAAUGUCGCUAUGUCGAGCCUUAAUUGAGCGAUGAAGAACGAAUGAACCCACAUGUUGUGUGUCCGGACAGGUUUGUUAUCGAACAAUUGAUUUCAAACAGCAAGAAGUGCAAUAUUUGCAAUGCCAAUGUUUCCUAAAUCUUUUUUUUAACUUAAGACUCAUUCAGAAAUGACGCAAUAAACCUGAAAAUUGAUGACAACUGUAAAUACAGCAAUGUGAUUUUUUGGUGAAACUGCCCCGGUUUUAAUUUGCCGAGGCUUUAAUUGUUGGACUAUAUUAUAAAGGACAGAUAUUUGUCA